AUGAAUGCCUCAUCGACAAUGGGCUCAUCAAAACACCCACGAAUCAAAGGGAUCGCGUCGUUUAAGGAAUACUUGGGCCUAAACAAGGCAAGAAUAUACAACUUGCAACAUCGUAAAAAGCCCGCCGAACUGGUGCGAAAAGAUCUCAUAUCAGCAAUGAAGAUGCCAGACCACGAGAAUUUGAACCGCGACCACUAUCUUCGAAUCCUCGACCCUUGGAGAGAGGAGUGGGAGAAGGGGGUACAAGUUCCCGUCAAUGCCGACGCUUUGCCGCAGGCAAAAAUUAAGCUGCUUGAUACCUGCUGUGACCAGAAAGACGGCCCUUCUACAAGUAAAAGUCCAGUCCAUAAACAAGCGCCGACUAAUGCCGAAUCGACUGACGAUCAUUCCUUCAAGUUGCCCAAACAUUACAUAAAGGACGAAUAUGAAUCUUCAACGCCGACAAAUUUGUAUGAACUUGAUCUUCAGGACAUCUGCUGGCUGGAAACGUUAAAUGCAGAACUGUCGAUUAAAAUUUCUGACACCUUACUGGAAGAUGUGGUGAAUGAGUUGGAGCAGCAUUGCGCAAGAAACAUCAAAGAGCAGCAGAUGGGCAUUGAGUACAACGACCACAUCGUCUGCGACGUCUGUCAAAAUCCUGACGCAGAAGACGAUAAUGAAAUGGUUUUCUGCGAAAACUGCAACAUCUGUGUUCAUCAAGCUUGCUAUGGAAUUGUGGAUAUUCCACUCGGGGACUGGUUUUGCAAUUCUUGUCGAGAUUUGGGUUCAAAGAAGAAUGCCGUAUGUGUUUUGUGUCCAAACGUUGGUGGCGCUAUGAAGCCGACCACCAACUCCAAGUGGUGUCACGUCAGCUGCGCCUUCUGGGUGCCAGAAGUUAAGUUUUUAGAAACACAAUUUCUGGAACCAAUCGAAACUAAAGACAUUCCAAAUUGGCGUUGGGGCUUGAUGUGUUCGCUUUGCAACGUGAAGAAAGGAACACCUAUCUUAUGCGAUACAAGGAAUUGCCGAGCAGCAUAUCACGUGACCUGUGCUUUCAAGCACAAGUUGAAGAUGAAGCUUGUUAUCUCAGACGCCAGCACCAAUGUACUGCUAAAGUCGUAUUGCCCGAAGCAUUCACUAGAUCACCUGCAUACGAAUGUGAAUUCUGCCAAGGAGGUUGAUUUUAUAUCGCGUUCAGUGAGCGACGAGGAGAAGCUUUCUCAUACGAAUCCUCAGUACGAGUUUUGGAAGUAUGUGGAGAUCAGUAAAAUUUACCAAGAGAUUUGCAAGAAAUACCUUUCUGAGAGUGAAACAUCGGAUUCUCUGGUGAAGGACUGCACUAUAACACCCAAAGUGCUGCAGCAAAUAGUCGAUCUGAUACACAACUACUGGAAACUGAAGCGAAUCUCCAACUAUGGCAAUUCUCUCAUCAAGCCCACGUUUGCGCAAAAGUUUGAAGAGGAGAUGCACAUUCAGCACACCAAGCUGAUUGAGUUCCGAUACCACCUCGAGCGAUUACGCACUCUGACGUACAUGGUGACCAAGAGAGAAAGGCUAAAGCAUCGCUUCAUUUCCACACAGAAGGAAGUGUUUGAGAAUGCCUGCAAAGUGUUUCUCGGUGUCGAUCUUUCAGCACCUGCGUCCACUACCACCACCAGUUCAACUAGCAGUGAAACAUCCAGCAUCCAGCAACUCACACCCACACCAGCUCCUGUUGCAAAUAACGAGCUUUUUCUUCAAAUACUAAAGCACGACAACAUUUACCUGAGUGCGCCUGAAGUAGGAGAACCUGAGCCGCAGUCUGUUGCUUUUUCAGGUGCUGCACCACCAGUGGAGCCCUCAACGUCAUCGUUCGUAGAUGAACCUAAAUCCGGCGAAUGCACUCCAUCAAUUGGCACUUCAAGUUGCGCUUCUCAGGACGGGCGCUCUUUGAGGAAACAGAACGAAAGUUCGUACAAAAAUUUGACUAAUCACAUUCUUCGACAGCUGAAACGGCUUUCGCGAGCAGGAUCCUUUCAGGGAUCAUCAAAAACAAUUCCGAACCCGUACGCUAGAGUGUACAUGAGCUCAGCAAACAAACGAAAGCCAAAUGAACUUGAAAACGGCUUUUCAGAAAUGUCAGCUCAAAGUGAUUCUUCGCAAAUUGAUGAAGCUGAUGAAGUCAAGUUUUCUGAAAGUUUUAAAUCUAAAGUCUGCAAGUCGCCACCAUCAACUUCAAAAGCUGCUACCAGUCACCAGGCCAGAAAGUACGAAAUUGUCUCUAGAGCCAAGCGAAAGCUUGACUUGGCAGCUGCUGAGGAGAUUUCGCAGUUCAACUCGGAUCAAAUCAAGAGCAGAUCUUUAUCCCUUUCACCGAGAAAGCUAAUUAAAAUGGAAGACCAAACUGAUAAAGAAGAUGAACCUAAGCGCGUUUACAACUUUCGAAAAUCAAUUUCAAAUGAUGUCCCGAAUGGCGACGAAGCAAGUUCUAAGCUGAUGACGCAGGACAGCAAUUCUAGCCAGAAAGAGAAUGGUCUUGAUCAAAACUACUCUCCAGCUAAUCGAGUAGGUCAACGAGAACUGACCAAACUGGGCUUGCUUUUUGAAAAGGGCAAACUGAAAGAGAAACAGUUUAAUGAUUUAAUGUACACCUACCGCAAUGGCAGUCAGGCGCGAAUGUUGCCAAAGUCGCUGCGAAGCAAUAGUGAAAAUGUAAAGACGAACAGCACCAACUUUCUAAGCACCGAGAUUAAGAACCGCUUCCGUCACCUGAACAACCUCAACGGCAGCCGGCGACUAACCUCCAACUGA
Messenger RNA from Rhagoletis zephyria (snowberry fruit fly), 2769 nucleotides. NCBI's taxonomy places the organism in Eukaryota, Metazoa, Arthropoda, Insecta, Diptera, Tephritidae. The record is from RefSeq and is a predicted model, not a curated record.